CGUGUGAUUGGUCCACGCAGGCUGAGGGGAGACGGCGGUAAUUGAGGUUGACAGUGAUCUGAUCAGUGAGUGCCUCGUUGAACAACAAGAGACUGCAGGAUCUACUCAACGUCUCCUCCAGGAAAGACCAUGUCAGGACCGAGGCCGGUGGUGCUGAGCGGUCCAUCCGGAGCGGGGAAGAGCACACUGAUGAAGAGGCUCCUGAAGGACCAUGAAGGCGUCUUUGGAUUCAGCGUGUCACACACGACAAGGAACCCUCGAACUGGAGAGGAAGAUGGCAAAGGCCUCAACACGCUCCCCCUGCUUCUGGGGGCUACUUUACUGCCCGUAGCUGACGUCUUUUCCUCCGAAGACUUAGAAAGCUCAUUAUCGUGUCCAAAUGAAUCAGAAACCCCACAUGAAGAUUACCACUUCACCACCCGGCAGGCCAUGCAGGAGAGCAUCGAUCAGGGCAAUUUCAUCGAGAACGCUGAGUUUUCCGGCAACUUGUACGGAACAAGUAAAGCUGCCAUAGAAGACGUGCGGGCCAAGAACCUGAUCUGCAUCCUGGAUGUGGACAUCCAAGGGGUGAGGAGGAUUAAAGAGACGGACCUGAACCCCAUCUACAUCUCCAUCCAGCCUCCGUCCAUGGAGAUCCUGGAAAAACGUCUGAGAGACCGGCAGACGGAGUCAGAGGAGAGCUUACAGAAACGUCUGGAGGCAGCUCGCGUUGACAUGGAGCUCAGUAAGGAGCCAGGAGUCUUUGACGUCAUUAUCAUCAACGAUGAUCUGGAACGCGCCUAUGAGGAGCUGAAGGAGAUCCUUAAUGAUGAAAUUCAGAAGGUUCAAGAGAGCAAAUCCUAAAGAGGAGACGUGUCCGUACCUCAGAACGUGACAACGCUCAUCAGCAACUCAAGUCCCUGCUGGAGAAACGUUGUCUAUUAUCCUCCAUGUGUAACGGCGGAGAGGUUAGUUCAGCAGGUUGUCCUGCUCAGGAGAAAAAGAAAGCAAGAUGGAGGUUUGUGUUCGUAGGAUAUUUAGACGCGGAGAUCCUUUUCCUCCGUGUUAGAUUCUAAUUAGCGCAAUUAUUAUGCUUUACAUUCCUUACCAGUGCUUGGAUGUUCUCAAGGAGGGGUGGGCGGGGAGUCUGCGCUCACUUUAUUAGGUACACCAUGUAGCUAAAUAUUAGAAAGGCCUCUGGAUAUGAGUGGAUACCUUGCUCACUAGGAUGUCCAGGUGUACCUAAUGAAGUGGGGAAUUGAGUGUGUGUACGAUACUCGCAUGCAAGUUUGUGCUGAAUCAAUAAAGCCAGACAAUCACUAAUCAACUUGAUGGCAUUUAUUUCACCCCGCUCGCCCGCCAAAAACAGCAGCUUGACACAGGAAAUGGUAUGAUUGAGACGGAAAUCUACACAGCAGCAGUGAUGGGCAAAUUAGAUGGGCAAAUUAGUUUUCAAAUGUAAUUCGUUGUACAGUAAUCCCGCACCAAAAAAUCCAAAAUCUAUGAAUAAAUCAAGCUGGUUUGUGCAUAUUUGCAUUUUCAAGCAUAAAAAUGGCGAAAUGAAGUAAGAGAGAGAAUUCAAAGAUGUGUUGUGGUGAUAUGUAGUGUUCCACACUGGCCUCUAGGUGUCAGUAAUGUUACUGUGAUGUCCAAGCACCAGACUAGAUUCCCGCUUUGAAUGACGGGUACAAUAAUCCCCAACACGGGCUACUGUUGCUCAAUUGAACUCUGAAACCCAGACGUCACGUCCUGUCUGCACCAUGAGGACGAGUCUAAUUUUCUCUUAUUAUGUCUACUAUAUUGGGUAAUAGAAGUGUUAAGGUGAUUGUAGGGGUGUUAUUUAAUGUCUAGAGGGCUCGAUAAUAAUGUUAAAAUCAGAUUUAGAAGGUCUUUAACAGAUUUUCUUUGCUGUACCUACAAAAAUAUUCAAUUUCUAAAUAAGGAAUCCUACUUUGCCGAAAUUCACUGAUUAAUCGUGAUAAACAAGGGAUUACUGAAGUUACUGAACGGUCCCAAAAAAGUAACCGAAUUAUUACCAGACAGCAACACACACGAGCACAAGUCUUAUUUAUGUCUUAUUUUCUCUGAUUAUGUCUACUAUAUUGGGUAAUCGGAGUGUAAAAGUGACUAUAGGGGUGUUAUUUCAUGUCUGAAGGGCUCUAAUGAUGUUAAGUGUAUUUAGAAGGUUGUAAACAGGUUUUCUAUGCUCUAAGUAAUAUUAUAUUGGGUGCUAGGAGUGUAAAUGUGACUAUAGGGGUGUUAUUUCAUGUCUAAAGGGCUUUAAUAAUGUUAAAAUCAUACUUAGAAGGUUGUAAAGAGGUUUUCUAUGUCUCGUAUUCUCUUAUUAUGUCUACUAUAUUGCAUAAUAAGAGUGUAAGUGUGACUAUUGGGGUGUUAUUUCAUGUCUAAAGGGCUCUAAUAAUGUUAAAAUCAUACUUAGAAGGUCGUAAAGAGGUUUUUUAUGUCUCGUAUUCUCUUACUUGUAUUAUGUCUACUAUACUGCAUAAUAAGAGUGUAAAUGUGACUAUUGGGGUGUUAUUUCAUUCCUGGAGGGCUCAAAUGAUGUUAAAAUGGGGAUUUAGAAGGUUGUAAAUACGUUUUCUGUGCUCUAACUAAUAUUAUAUUGGGUAAUAGGGGUGUAAAUGUGACUAUGGGGUGUAAUUUCAUGUCUAAAGGGCUCUAAUAAUGUUAAAAACAUACUUAGAAGGUUGUAAACAGGUUUUCUCUUUGUUAUAUUGUCAGGGAAAUCCUUGCAGACAACCAAGACUGUAUAACUACUCAAAGGAACAGACUCACACCAGCCAAGAUUGUCUUUCACUCGAGUUGGACAGCAGAGCUUACACCUGCAUGUUUGCUCCUCCAGACUGUCAAAGUUCCGCCGUCCGCGGCCGCUUUUUAUGAAGUAGGAAGUAAAGUCACACAAAGAAAUGGAAAAUUACUGGAACAGGGUGAGGAGG
Dunckerocampus dactyliophorus (ringed pipefish) is the source of this 2936-nucleotide messenger RNA. RefSeq names its product guanylate kinase 1b (gene guk1b). Gene Ontology annotation, molecular function: GMP kinase activity. Gene Ontology annotation, biological process: purine nucleotide metabolic process. The transcript has 9 exons. Gene Ontology annotation, cellular component: cytosol. Bases 130 to 843 code for a protein of 237 amino acids. The record is from RefSeq and is a predicted model, not a curated record. NCBI's taxonomy places the organism in Eukaryota, Metazoa, Chordata, Actinopteri, Syngnathiformes, Syngnathidae.